Molecule: messenger RNA, 2118 nt
Organism: Amblyraja radiata (thorny skate)
Lineage: Eukaryota; Metazoa; Chordata; Chondrichthyes; Rajiformes; Rajidae
Gene: eif3s6ip
Product: eukaryotic translation initiation factor 3, subunit 6 interacting protein
Exons: 16
Coding region: 302-1960 (552 amino acids)
Biological process (GO): translational initiation
Cellular component (GO): cytoplasm; eukaryotic translation initiation factor 3 complex
Molecular function (GO): translation initiation factor activity; protein binding
Source: RefSeq, a predicted model, not a curated record
UUGGUGGUUGCAGCCGCGGCGGAGAGGGAACCUUUUCGGCGAAGAACCCAAGUUACCGGUUGGUUGUUCAUCGCGUGUUUCUGCUGAAAAUUUAGACCGAAAGAAAUUAAAGAACAGAGGAGAAAGGUGCCCAGAUUUUUUUGUGUGCUUAACUUGGACGGCACAGUGGCGCAGUGGUAGAGUUGCUGCCUUACAACGCCAGAUACCCCGGUUCGAUCCUGCCUAAGGAGUUCGUGAAUUCGAUCUGUGACCGCGUGGGUUUUCUCCAGCUUGCUCUGGUUUCCACCGACAUUCCAAAGACAUGCAGUACGAUCCAUACGCCUACAAUGCUGAAUACGACCUUCAUACUGGGGAUCCCAAGCAGGACCUUGCUUAUGAGCGACAGUAUGAACAACAAACUUACCACGUGAUCCCAGAAGUAAUAAAAAAUUUCAUCCAAUACUUCCACAAGACCGUGACUGACCUGAUUGAACAGAAGGUCUAUGAGCUGCAGUCCAACCGUGUGUCCAGUGAUCUGAUUGAACAGAAGCUCUAUGAGAUUCAGGAUAUCUAUGAAAACAGCUGGAACAAACUGACAGAGAGGUUCUUCAAAAACUCACCCUGGCCCGAAGCAGAGACAAUUGCCUCCAUAUGUCGGAACGAUGCUGUCUUCCUUAUUCUUUAUAAGGAGCUCUACUACAGGCACAUUUAUGCUAAAGUUAGCGGCGGACCUUCGCUGGAACAGAGGUUUGAAUCUUACUACAACUACUGCAAUCUGUUCAACUACAUUCUCAAUGCUGAUGGCCCUGUUCCCCUGGAGCUCCCGAAUCAGUGGCUGUGGGACAUCAUUGACGAGUUCAUUUACCAGUUCCAAUCUUUCAGCCAGUACCGCUGCAAAACAGCCAAGAAGACAGAGGAGGAGAUUGAUUUCCUACGGUCGAAUCCCAAAAUCUGGAAUGUUCACAGCGUCCUCAAUGUCUUGCAUUCCCUAGUGGAUAAAUCCAACAUCAAUCGGCAGCUGGAAGUCUAUACCAGUGGAGGAGACCCUGAGAGUGUUGCCGGGGAGUAUGGACGACACUCCCUGUACAAGAUGCUGGGAUAUUUCAGCCUGGUUGGGCUCCUACGUCUCCAUUCCCUUCUUGGAGAUUACUACCAGGCCAUCAAAGUGCUUGAGAACAUUGAACUCAAUAAAAAGAGUAUGUACUCCAGGGUGCCAGAGUGUCAGGUCACGACUUAUUACUAUGUGGGCUUUGCCUAUUUGAUGAUGCGACGUUACCAGGAUUCGAUCCGUGUGUUUGCCAACAUUUUGUUGUAUAUUCAGAGAACCAAGAACAUGUUUCAGCGCUCAACCUACAAAUAUGAAAUGAUAAACAAGCAGAACGAGCAGAUGCACAGUCUACUGGCAAUCGCCUUGACACUGUACCCGAUGAGGAUCGACGAGAGCAUCCAUACCCAGCUGAGAGAGAAAUACGGAGACAAAAUGCUGCGCAUGCAGAAAGGAGAGAUGAAUAUCUUUGAGGAGUCGUUCAGUUUUGCCUGCCCCAAGUUCCUGUCGCCCGUGGUGCCAAAUUACGACUCGGUGCAUCCAAACUAUCACAAGGAGCCCUUCCUGCAGCAAAUGAAAGUCUUUAUGGAUGAGGUGCAGCAGCAGUCGGUACUUUCCACCAUCCGUAGUUUCCUGAAGUUAUACACCACAAUGCCCGUGGUUAAGUUGGCUGGGUUUCUUGACAUGACUGAGCAGGAGUUUCGCAUCAACCUCCUAGUCUUCAAGCACAAGAUGAAGAACCUGGUGUGGACCAGUGGCAUUUCAGCCCUCGAUGGUGAAUUUCAGUCAGCUUCAGAAGUUGACUUCUACAUCGACAAGGAUAUGAUCCACAUCGCAGAUACCAAAGUGGCCAGGAGAUACGGAGACUUUUUUAUCAGGCAGAUUCACAAAUUUGAGGAGCUCAAUCGAAGCCUGAAGAAAAUCACCCCACGAUAAUGGGACUCUGGUGAAGUAGAGAUGCCACUUGAUGGUCGCCGAGCGAGUCCCUUGUAAUUGUUGCUCCCAAUAUAUAUGUAGAUAUAUAACAACUGUGUUAUUUGGCUGGAGAUAACUUGAGUACCUUCUACAAAUACAUAUUGGCAACCACAAAGCAA